Molecule: messenger RNA, 763 nt
Organism: Hypanus sabinus (Atlantic stingray)
Lineage: Eukaryota; Metazoa; Chordata; Chondrichthyes; Myliobatiformes; Dasyatidae
Product: death-associated protein 1 homolog
Exons: 5
Coding region: 303-554 (83 amino acids)
Biological process (GO): apoptotic signaling pathway; cellular response to amino acid starvation; negative regulation of autophagy
Molecular function (GO): death domain binding
Source: RefSeq, a predicted model, not a curated record
UAAGUUGGAGCAAACAUAUCCUGUAGAUCAGGCAUGCAACAUUAGGAACGAACUUCCACUGACUUUGCCUGUCGGUUUCCUGCCCUUGGAACAUGUUCGUUCAUGUAGCGUGCCUCGAGGUGCUGACGCACCUUGGGAGCCUAGCGAAAGACAUGGACUAUACAGGCGCAAAAUUCAGAUGCUGUUCAACCCGUGGAGUGCGUCCAGUAGAUUGUUCCUCUGGAUUCCGGCCUCUGUACUUCUGAUUACUGUUUGGCAGCUUACUGCUUUCAUUGGGCUGUUUGUUGGUUAAGGCAGGAGGUAUGCGCAUUGUGAAAAAGCACCAAGGUUCUACAGCUCAGUCUUCUGCUGAGAAAGAUAAAGAGAGUGAAGAUUGGGAAACCAACAGCCCUAAACCAUCUGUACCAAUAAUUAUCUCUGGUGCUUUAGCAAGGGGGGAUAAAGACUUUCCACCUGCUGCUGCACAAGUUGCCCACCAGAAGCCUUCUCCAUCAGUGGAGAAACUGCCUAUUUCACAUCAGAUCAAUCAUUCCAUCCAUCAGCCUCGCAAGUGAAGAGUCCAAUGCCUUGAAAUGAAUGUACAGAUAUUGGUGCAGAUCAGUAAUCUUAUGGGAGAUACCCCAGAUCAUUAACCGGUCUCCUAAUGUCCUGGCUAUUUGAAAGUUUCUAUCUUCCUAAGAAACACAUGAUUUUAAAUUUUGUAAACUGUGUCAAAAUGCAUUUGGAAAUAAUUAGCCAUUUUUAAUUAAACUGGUGCCUCAGA